Exserohilum turcica Et28A is the source of this 2670-nucleotide messenger RNA. RefSeq lists its product as uncharacterized. Bases 116 to 2404 code for a protein of 762 amino acids. NCBI's taxonomy places the organism in Eukaryota, Fungi, Ascomycota, Dothideomycetes, Pleosporales, Pleosporaceae. The transcript is spliced from 2 exons. The record is from RefSeq and is a predicted model, not a curated record.
CCGGGAGCAGGAGCGGCGCUGACAUCGCCUGUCGACGCCCAUCUUCCAACCCACCCCAGCCACUGCCCGCCAGCCCACGUCCGGUCCAGUACGCGAGCGAGGAGGGGUCGUACACAUGGACGCGGCCGGCCUUGGGGCCACUCUGGGGCCGCCCCGGUGCUGCUGUGGAAGCCAUGACUGCGCUUUCCUGGCUCACAAUGGGCGGCUCCUCGAAGGCCUCGAGCGAGACGUCUCAAAGGCCGCCCAGCUCGGCCAAGCUCUCCUCGUCCGCCAUGAGGCCUAUGUCGCCGACUCGGAGCGCGAGCGAAAAGAAAUGCUCGCUACCAUCGAGAGCCUGGAGCGGGAAAAGCGGGAGCUCGAGGAUCAGAACGCCCGCUCCAUCAGGACCAACCGCGAACUUCUGGACCAACUCGAGCAGCUGAACAACACCGUCGCCGAGUCGGAUGCCCACAUCAAGGCCCUCGAGGACACGCUGCGCUCGGCCGAGGAAGAAAUCGGCCGUCUGGGCACCCUCGCCGCACGCACACAACUACUGGAAAAGCAACUGAUCGACCUGGAGCGAGAGCAAUCACAGCUCCAACGCAACCUUGACGCCAAACUCGUCGACGAGCGCACCGCCAUCCAGCGAUGGAAGGCGGCAGAGCGCACCAUUGGCGACCUCCAGGACCAGAUUGACCGUAUCGAGAAAGAAUCCCGAGCUGAGCGCCAGCGACACCACGAGGUCGUUGCCCGCAUGGAGCGCCGCAUGGCUGUCGAAAAUGAACUCAACACUGCUGCAAGCCGACUCAAGGCCAAGGCUGGACACGACAAAAACGGCACUACGGUUGUCUCUCACUUUGUCAAGGAUAUUCUCCUCGACAAUGCCAAUCUGCAACACGGUAUCAUGGAACUGCGCGAAAUGCUCGGCAACUCGAAUGAAGAAGUGGAACGUCUACGGGAACAGCUCAGGGAACAUCAGCCCAUGUCAGCAUCGCACUCGGAAGGCGUUACCAGUCCAACGCUACAGAAAGAACUCGAAAUGGAACACGAAUCACUGAACCAAGAACUGCAUAUCCACCACCACUUCCACGCCCCCAAGACGUCGAGGAAUGUGUCCAAGGGACCUGCUCGCGGCCGACCCAAGAAGAAGCGAUUCACGCUGACACCCACUCACUUUGACCCGCCUCCCACGCUGGAACGCUCCUCUACAGCCACCAUACUGAACCAGACUGCUGUUUCAGUGCCAAACUCGCACCGAUGGUCUCAGGCCUCAACCCUUGGCCCUGGCUCCUUCUCGGGCUCGCCCGUGUCUGACUCACACCGCGGAUCCAUGUACGAUCGCGUCUUUAGUGAGGCUUACGACUCUUCGCGCCCGACAAGUCCACCGGACUCGCUCGAUAUCCUCUCGCCGAUGCUUGGCCCCUGCAAAUCGAAUGACUACAGCUCGGAUCAUGAGGCUACCCCAACUGUGCGGAGGAGACGCUCGGGGCCGCUCGAGGCAGGCAAGACUGGUGUAAGGCACUCGCGCCGCAAGUCUCGCGGUCUCAUGCCACCAAGCCUUUCAACCAUGCGCAGUUCCAGCACUCCGAUUGCCUUCACUACCAAGAGCAGCCCUGCCAGUGCUAUCGUGUCGGCUGUCAGCCCUGCCAACUCUUUCAAUGAAAGCUUCACCCUCUCGCCCGCCAUGCAGGCAGAGCCUCAAGCUGCGAUACCCGAGGAGUGCGAGGAUUCUUCGCUGUCGACUGCCGAGCCAUCUCUCGCCAACUCUGCAGAGUUUGCGCCUGGUGAGCUCGUGUCGCCCCUGACUGCUAUGCGUCCUUCGCUGCACCGCCACGCUUCCCACGACUCGCUCAUCUCGAUUUCCGGCAUGGACAUCCACACGCUUCGAUCACGACCCUCCCAGCUCAUGUACUCUACGCCAACACAUUUUACCGAUAUUCGUAAUGCUGGGUCUGUUGGACCAGAGUUGGCAUGGAACGCCACCGCUUACGGCACGCUAUCGAGCAAGCCGUCUGAUAGCAGCGUGCUCAGUCGAUCCAUGCUCUACUCGAGCAUUGCCAACCAGAAACGAGGACCCCGCAAAAGUGACGGCCCUCAACCCUCUAGCGGCCCUGGUCUCACCAAGAAAGUAGGAGGCUGGGUCUUUGGAAGAUGGGGCGCUACCCCGGCCCCCCCGUCCGACACCGCUACUCGCCCCCCUUCGACUAGGAGCCAACAAACGCAGGCAAGCGUCGAGACUACAGCAUCCGAGAGCUCCAUAAAGAGCUCCGACAAAGACAAGGCCAAGGCCAGGCCUAGCGGUGUCAACCAGGACGGCCCCAUCUGGGGAGUCUUUGACGACGUACCCGCUACACCUACAAAUGUCGUGGUGCGAGACUACGAUGCCGAUGCGCUAGGCGAAGCGCUCGCUGAGUCAAAAUCAUGAUUGUUUUUUGUUAGCCACUUUCUUUUUUGGUUUACACACGCUUGACGACGACCACGACGUCACUAUAUGACUCUCCCCCCGAAAUUAUCUUUAGCCAUAUACACACACAGAUUUUUUUCUUAUUCCCCUCCCCGCCAUCGCUGGGUGAGGGAUGAGUUGAGCGUUUCCUCUCGUUUCGUUUCGUUUCGUUUUUUUUUCUCUCUUCAAAUCUCUUUAGCAGCGGGAGUUCUUCUUACGGCGCACACACACAUCACGAUAGACUGCAU